This is a messenger RNA of Seriola aureovittata, 3165 nucleotides long. RefSeq names its product plasminogen activator, tissue (gene plat). The record is from RefSeq and is a predicted model, not a curated record. Lineage: Eukaryota; Metazoa; Chordata; Actinopteri; Carangiformes; Carangidae. The coding region runs from base 182 to 2005 and encodes 607 amino acids. Gene Ontology annotation, molecular function: serine-type endopeptidase activity. Gene Ontology annotation, biological process: plasminogen activation; smooth muscle cell migration. The transcript has 15 exons.
GGUCACAGCAGCCCUCCCCCUCCGCGCACCGGCAGGGCUGGAGCGCUGCGAUAAAAGCGGGGAGCAGAGUGAAAGCCAACUCAGUCCGAGCCACUAAUCCCGAGGACACUGACAUUUCUACUGCAAACAUACCGAGAAGACAGAAGAUUUCAGUGGAUCGAAGACCACUUGAGUUGAAGACAUGAUCCGACUACUUGGGCUAUUAAGUCUCCUUUCUGCUCUCUGCUGCAGCCUAGCGGGCAAUGUGGAGCUGCUCCGCACUAAGAGAGGGACUCGUUUUUACAGAGGUGAGCCUGUCAGGCAGCCAGCUAGAGGGACGCUUUUGAUUGUUCAUGUCCAGAAGUCUUCACCUUCCUUUGACACGUCCUCACGUUGUGUGGAUAGUGAGCUAUCGGCAGUGCGUAGUUAUGGGGACACUUGGCUGCGAUGGAAGGGACAGCGUGUGGAGUAUUGCCGUUGUGCAUUCAGAGGACGAGAGCUUUGUCAUGUUGUGCCCGUCAUCAAUUGCUACGUGUCUCAUUGUUACAACGGUGGAACCUGUAAGGAGGCUGUAUACACCUCAGAUUACAUUUGCCAGUGUCCCGCAGGCUUCACUGGGCCUCGAUGUGAGAUCAACACCAAUGAGAAGUGUGUUGCGGGGCAUGGUGUAGGGUACCGUGGGACAUGGAGUAUCACCUAUACAGGAGCAGAGUGCAUCAACUGGAACGCAACGUCUCUGAGAGGAAAGAGGUUCACGGCUAGGAAAGUGGACGCCACCAGUCUUGGACUCGGCAAUCACAACUUCUGCAGGAACCCUGACAAUGACAGCACUACUUGGUGUUACAUCUAUAAAGGCACUCAGAUCGUGUGGGAGUUCUGUUCUCUGCCCAAAUGUCCAGAAGAUAAGAACCAACAAUGUGUUCUGGGCUCUGGUCAGUCCUACAGAGGCACAAAAUCUGUUACAAAGAGCGGCUCUCGUUGUCUCCCAUGGGACUCUCCUGCUCUCAAGCGUAAGCGCAACAAUGCUUGGAGAUCUGAUGCAUUGGAGCUAGGGCUUGGCAGCCACAGCUUCUGCAGGAAUCCAGAUGGUGAUGCAGGUCCUUGGUGUCACACCUACAAGAACAUGCAGCUGACCUGGGAGCUGUGUGACAUACCUAAAUGCUUGAGACGUCCCUCUAUCAUCACCACUCUCGACCCACGUGCCCCCACCUCUAACAACAACAGAGCAACAUGUGGCCAGCGUUCGGACAACUCCCUGAAUCGCCCGGAGUACCGCAUAUUUGGGGGCAGAGAGAGCGACAUCACAGACCAGCCGUGGCAGGCGGCCAUUAAUGUUUACCAGGCCCGUAGUAAACAGCACUUUCACCGAUGUGGAGGAGUCCUCAUCGACUCCUGUUGGGUCCUGUCCGCUGCACAUUGCUUCGAGCUAAGAGAUAAAGCAGAAAAAUUGGAAGUGAUUUUGGGAAGAACGUUUCGGAAACAGAAUUCCAGCAGUGAGCAGAUUUUCAAGGUUGAGAAGUACUGGAUCCAUGAGAAAUUUGACAACGAAUCAUUUGACAAUGACAUCGCCAUCUUGAAGCUGAAGACGGACGUCGGCAUCUGUGCUGUGAACUCUCCAGAGGUUCUUCCGGUGUGUCUGCCUGAAUCUGGGCUGGUGCUGCCCAGCUGGACCGAGUGUGAGAUCUCAGGCUACGGAAAAGACAAAGAAUUUACUGCAGAGUACUCAGAGCGUGUUAAGAGAGGUUAUGUUCGCCUGUGGCCCAACGAGCGCUGCAUCCCAGAUGUGCUGUCUGGACACCUGGUGACCCCCAACAUGCUGUGUGCAGGUGACACCCGCGGGCUUGACGACGCCUGCAAGGGAGACUCUGGCGGCCCACUCGUCUGUCGGAACAAUGACAGGAUGACUCUGAUGGGUGUGAUCAGCUGGGGCGACGGCUGUGGGCACAAGGAUAAGCCUGGGGUCUAUACCCGUGUCACCAAUUACAUCGACUGGAUCAACGACAAAAUUAAGGCAAAUCCGAUCUAAAGUAAGAGAGACUGCAAAGAAGAUGUUGUUGGAUUGCCUUGCCCAUAAGCACAAUGGGUAUCACGUUUAUCAUUGAGAAGAUAGACAAGGAGGUCCACAGGACUCUCAGGACUCUUGUUUAUCUGUUGAUCUAAAUCCAAACUGAUGGAGGUUUUAAACCAGCAGGACCACUCCUACAGAGAUGCACGAGAGGGACUUCAAGUCAUGAGUUUUCAUGCAUGAUGUAGCUCCAUGUUCUCCAGUUUUCUGUUCCUUACUGUGUCAGAUGGGACAAUUUAUAUGGACAGGAGCACAGAACCAACUCCUUUUCCUCCUUCUGGCCAUGUUGAUCGCAAUAAUAUUUCUGAUCUUUUCAUGCGUACAAAGCUUUAAUGUGUUUUCUCAGUACUGCCUCCACCAAACUGGAGGACCUGGUUGGCUUCAUGCUGGUUCAUAGGAAGAAGUCACAGUGGUAGGCUUCAUGUCAGAAGCACUUUUAAUCCAGAAGAAUACUCAGUCAAAACAGUGCAGUUUGCACAGUACUGUAAGUCAUAAGUAAGCAUUUAAAAAAAAAAAAAAGUUUUGUGCAAAGACUGUGUCACAGACGUGGCUUUUAGAUAUCAGGUGCUGUUGGCUUAAUUACUUUUAAUGGGAAACGUUCAUGCAUUUACUCUCUUUGGGGCUCGAGGGGCUGCAGACCGUCAAACGUAUCUGCUGGUUCAGAUUCUGCUUAUUUUUGCAGUUUUCUCUCCUUUUGCUCCCGGCCGUCUUGUAGAUGGCAAAUAGAUUUGAGAGAUUUUAGAGUCAUUCUCAUUGUUUUUUGUUUUUUUAUUUCCCACUGGAUUUGCAGAGCACUUCUCCACCACACACCUGGGUUGAGCCCAGUAUGUAUAUAACAUUUAUAUUGUCUAAUUAUUGAUUGAAAAUGACAGGGGGCUGAUUUAUCUGUUCUACAUUAAACUGCUUAUCGACUGCAAAGCUUAACAAACUCACUUUGUUCUGUGAUAGACUCUCAAGGGAAACUGGGUUUAAGAUGUUUUGAGCUAAGUUAAUAUUUAUGUGUAUUUUAUAAGGCUUUAAUACGUUAUUUACUGUAGCUUAAUAAUUUAUUGUGACUGUCAUUAUAAUCACAUACUCCUUUGUCAAUAAAUAAUAUUUGGAAUAAAUCUCCUAAUGCUUCA